This is a messenger RNA of Cordyceps fumosorosea ARSEF 2679, 1353 nucleotides long. RefSeq names its product metacaspase CasA. Gene Ontology annotation, molecular function: cysteine-type endopeptidase activity. The coding region runs from base 1 to 1353 and encodes 450 amino acids. The transcript has 4 exons. Gene Ontology annotation, biological process: proteolysis. NCBI's taxonomy places the organism in Eukaryota, Fungi, Ascomycota, Sordariomycetes, Hypocreales, Cordycipitaceae. The record is from RefSeq and is a predicted model, not a curated record.
AUGUCGGGAUACCCAGGUCAAGGUGGCUACGGUGCUCAGCAGCAUAACGGCGGCGCCUCAGGCUGGGGCUACGGCGGCAGCCCGGCUCCGGGAUACGGCUACAACGGACCGCCCCAGGGCUAUGGCGGUCCUCCUCCUCAAGGAUACGGUGGUCCUCCGCCGCCUCAGGGCUACGGCCCGCCACAGGGAUACAACGGUGGUCCUCCUCCUCAAAAUUACGGCCCUCCGCAGGGCUACCACGGCGGCCCGCCCCCGCCUCCCCAGUACAGCCGACCCCCGCCGCAGCAGAACCAGUAUCCGCCCCCGAACCGGCCGCCACCUCAGGGCCAUGACUCCUACGGUUAUCCUAUGGGCGGCGGCGGCGGCGGCGGCCAGAGGACGGGACCCCCGCCUCCUCAAGGAGCACAGGCUUUUGGCCAUGGCGCGCCGCAAGGCUAUACCUUCCAGUACUCCCAAUGCACCGGUCGCCGCAAGGCGCUGCUCAUUGGCAUCAACUACUUUGGCCAAAAGGGCGAGCUGCGCGGCUGCAUCAACGACGUCACCAACGUGUCGCGGUUCCUCAACGAGCGCUACGGCUACAAGUGGGAGGACAUGGUCAUCCUGACGGAUGAUCAGCAGGACCCUCGCAAGAUUCCCACCAAGCAAAACAUGCAGCAAGCCAUGGAAUGGCUGGUUCGCGACGCGCAGCCUAACGAUUCCCUCUUCUUCCACUACUCCGGCCACGGCGGACAGACGGAAGACCUGGACGGCGAUGAAGACGACGGCUUCGACGAGGUCGUCUACCCCGUCGACUACCAGCGCGCCGGCCACAUUGUCGACGACGAGAUUCACUACCGAGUCGUCCGACCCCUCAAGCCUGGCGUGCGCCUGACGGCCAUUUUCGACUCGUGCCACUCCGCCACUGCCAUGGACCUGCCAUACGUCUACUCCACCAAGGGUGUCCUCAAGGAGCCCAACCUGGCCAAGGAAGCUGGCCAGGGCCUGCUCAGCGCCAUCGGCUCGUACGCGCGCGGCGACCUGGCAGGCGUCGCCACGACUGUGUUCGGCUUCGCCAAGAGCGCGUUCAAGGGUGACGACGCCUACGAGAAGACCAAGCAGACCAGAACGUCGCCUGCCGACGUCAUUAUGUGGUCGGGCAGCCGAGAUGACCAGACAUCUGCCGAUGCCACCAUCAACGCGCAGGCCACCGGCGCCAUGUCGUGGGCCUUCAUCACCGCCAUCAAGCAGAACCCGAACCAGAGCUAUGUCCAGCUCCUCAACAGCAUCCGUGACAUUCUGGCUUCCAAGUAUACUCAGAAGCCCCAGCUCUCGUGUUCCCACCCCCUUGAUACGAACCUUCUCUUCGUCAUGUAA